AUUCAUCACAUAAAUGGAACGAAAAUGAGCGUGGCGCGUCUCGCCGAUGUCCUGUCUCAGCAAGCGGGGAGCAGCAGCUGGGUGGUGGUGUUCAAAGCUCUGGUGACGGUGCACCACCUGAUGGUGCACGGGAACGAGCGUUUUCUCCAGCAUCUUUCAUCUAGAAACUCUUUGUUCACUUUACACAACUUCUUGGAUAAAAGUGUCAUAGAAGGCUAUUCUAUGUCGACUUUCAUCAGGCGCUAUAGCAGGUACUUGAACGAAAAGUCACUGGCUUACAGAAUGCUUGCAUCUGACAUCACCAAAACCAAGAGAGGACUGGAUGGAAUGAUGAGAACUCUGAGCACAAAAGAGCUGCUGAAGAUACUCCCAGUCAUUCAGACUCAGUUUGACGCACUUCUCAACUUUAAUGCAAACGCGGAUGAGCUGAAUAACAGGAUAAUAGAAGCUGCUUUCAUGCUCCUCUUUAAGGAUUCUCUUCGUCUCUUUGCGGCCUACAAUGAGGGGAUCUUAAAUCUGUUAGGCAAGUAUUUUAACAUGAGGAAGACUCAGUGCAGGGAAAGCUUGGAUAUUUACAUCAAGUUCCUGGGGAGGACUACGAAGCUCGCACAGUUCCUGAAAGUUGCAGAGCAAGUUGGAGUUGACCAGAAUGACAUUCCAUAUCUUAAUCAGGCACCCCACAGUUUACUGGAAGCACUCCAGCAGCAUUUAGCUUCUUUGGAAGAAAGAAAUGACAUUGUUCCUCCUCACAGUCUCCAGCGCGCUUUGAUGUCCUCCAUCACGAAGUUUCCUCUUCUGAAAGCUUCACCAAGAGAAGCUUGGGUUCCAGGUAAUAGAACUGCUGCAUGACUGUGUCCAUAAGGAUGGGAAACAGAAACAGAGCAGAGUCUCGGUCUUCCACUGCCCAACCACCUGCUGUCGGCUGCAGUCUUUGACCUAGAAGGUUCAUUUAGCAGAG
Molecule: messenger RNA, 958 nt
Organism: Erinaceus europaeus (western European hedgehog)
Lineage: Eukaryota; Metazoa; Chordata; Mammalia; Eulipotyphla; Erinaceidae
Product: phosphatidylinositol-binding clathrin assembly protein-like
Exons: 9
Coding region: 25-849 (274 amino acids)
Biological process (GO): clathrin coat assembly; synaptic vesicle budding from presynaptic endocytic zone membrane; clathrin-dependent endocytosis
Cellular component (GO): clathrin-coated pit; clathrin-coated vesicle; extrinsic component of presynaptic endocytic zone membrane
Molecular function (GO): phosphatidylinositol-4,5-bisphosphate binding; clathrin heavy chain binding; SNARE binding
Source: RefSeq, a predicted model, not a curated record